Hyaloperonospora brassicae is the source of this 501-nucleotide messenger RNA. The record is from the annotation of a GenBank genome assembly. Lineage: Eukaryota; Oomycota; Peronosporomycetes; Peronosporales; Peronosporaceae.
AUGUUGCGCACGGUUACCGUCCUCGCGGCAAGUCUGGCUCUGCUCGACGCGUUCACCGCUGCGACAUGCUCCAACAAGAACUUUGGCCGCUGUGGCACCGCCUCGAAACCCGAGUGCUGUGCGAGCGGGGGCUACUGCAUGCCAUUGACACCCAAUAACUACCAGUGUCUUCCUGUGCCACCGCAGUGUGCUCGGCAGUUCACGGGCUACGACUUCUACGGCGGCGACAUCAAGACGGUGUAUGGGCUCCAGGCCGGAAGCUGCUGCGCGACGUGCUUGGCCACUAAGGGAUGUUUGGCGUACACAUUCAUCAACGAGUAUUCGGGCACGACGGCGUGUUUUCUCAAGGCAGGUAUGGGCCACCCGAGGAAAGUGGUCGGGUCGAUUUCUGCUGUCAUUGACAGCUACAACAGUGGCCAGGACCAUACGCCGAAGCGUCGACUACAAGGAACGGACCGCGUAGAAGCUCAAGCGCUUCUCGCUACGCUCGACAUGCCCUAA